UUGUGAAUGUCAAUUGCUCAGGCACUCCUUAAGCUCCCUCUCCGCCAUCGCCAGGUUCCUCCAUCAUUCUGCAACUCAUCGUUCACUUCUCUUUCACUGAACAGUCAAACAGUUUGGAGCAUCUGCAAAUUCCCCUCGAAUGGAUUCAUGGGAGUGCUUCAGCAUUGUUUCGCUUUAGCAUUCCGACCUCUUGACAUGCAUUCUGUCUGAUAUGUAUCACAGACUUGGCGCAAACCACCUCGUCUUUCGAGCUAGUAUCACCAAGUGCGUCAAGGUUGGUCUAGUUGAUGAAGCCGUGCGGAUAUUCGAUGAGAUGACUCAAUCCAGUUGCCCUGUAACUAGCAGAGACUACAAUCGCUUCAUUGGUGUUUUGAUUAGCCGCUCACGUUUCGAUUUGGCCGAAAGCUAUUACUCGAUAAUGAUACCAAAAGGUUUUUCUCUUACCCCAUUUACUUAUUCCAGGUUCAUUUCUGCUUUAUGUGAAAUUAAGAAUUUCGGGCUCAUAGGAAGGCUCUUAGAAGAUAUGUAUAAACUUGGCUAUCUUCCUGACAUUUGGGCAUUUAAUAUAUAUUUGAAUCUCUUAUUCCGAGAGAACUUUUUAGAAUUGGCUCUAGAGUUUUUUGACGAAAUGGUUGCGAAAGGAAGGGAACCUGAUGUUGUAACAUACACUAUAAUAAUUGAUAGAUUGUGCAAAGCCAAACAAUAUGACAAAGCUGUCGAGUUUUGGCGUUGUAUGGUUAAUAAGGGGAUUAGUCCGGACAUGAAAGCCUGUACAGCCCUCGUUGUUGGGCUCUGCGAUGGUGGGAAGGUUGAUUUAGCCUAUGAGCUUACGGUUGGUGAAAUGAAGGGUCAGAUGAAGUUCAACAACUUGAUUUUUAAUUCUUUGAUGAGCGGGUUUUGUAAGGCUGGCCGGAUUUCCAAGGCACUGGCCAUCAAGUCAUUCAUGAGUAAAAAUGGCUGCGAGCCGGAUUUAGUUACUUACAAUAUUUUGCUGAAUUUCUUUUGUGAUGGGCUGAUGUUAGAAGUGGCAGGAAAGUCUAUGAAAAAGAUGGAGAGGAUAGGAAUGGAGCCUGAUGUGUAUAGUUACAAUCAAUUUCUUAAGGGUCUUUGCAAAGCUAAUAGAUUGGAUAAGGCAUAUAAAUUGAUGAAUAAAAUGUGGGAAAAAGGGUUGUGUGAUACCGUUUCAUACAAUACUGUGAUAGGUGCAUUAUGCAAAGCAUUGGCAACUAGAAAAGCAUACAAGCUGUUUGAGGAAAUGGGCCGGAAAGAUGUUACUCCAGAUGUGGGAACGUUUGCUACUCUUAUAAAAGCAUUUCUUAGAGAAGGUAGCUCCCAUAUAGCGAAGAAACUUCUUCAAAAAAUGACGGAGACAGUUCUGUUACCUGAUCACAUAUUUUAUACAACGGUUGUAAAUUACCUUUGUAAGACAGGGAAAAUUGAGAUGGCCCAAGGUGUCUUUCAUGACAUGAUAGAGAUAGGAAUCUCCCCCGAUGUGGUUUCUUAUAAUGCACUUAUAAGUGGACUUUGCAAGGCCUUCAAAGUUAGUAAGGCCAUGUUACUGUAUGAGGAAAUGCAAAUUAGAGGAUGCUAUCCUGAUGAGGUAACUUUCAAACUGAUAAUUAGAGGACUUUUACGAGAAAAGAAACUUUCUUUAGCUUGUCAGGUCUGGGAUCAGAUGAUGGAGAAGGGCUAUACACUUGACAGAUUUGCAUCUGAGACUCUCAUUAAUGCCAUUCAGUCAAGGGAUGCUGGUUAACUAUGGAACUAGAACCAAAUGGGCCUCUUAAAGAUAUAAAUCAUAUUUUGAUGCGACUGUUCAUCUGUGGUAUCAACGGGAGAUCCUUCGGCAAUUGCAAGAUUCGAUCUUCCUUUCUUGAAGACUUGGACCAGCUCUUUGACUUCUGGUGCUCCAUUCCAUGCUUGCAUAUACUUCCAUUUAAUCCAUUGGAGUUUCCUGGAGGGGUUGAGUUAUAUUUAUACCACAGACAUGGAGGUGCAUAGCUUUACUGCAUUGCACCUGUCUUGCAGAAAUUACCCUGACAGUGUCCAAAUUCCUUCUAUCAUCGCCGCAUCUCGGGGCUCGUGAUCAUUACAGAAGUCAGUAGGUGGGAAAGCAUUACCUGGCAUCGAAAACAAAGGGAUCGGGGAUCGAGGAUUGUAUUUCAUCAUUACAUUGAUGAUAAAAUUUAUGAACGGCAAUGCAGUUGUGAAAUGAGAUCAAAGUUGAGGCCCUUUCUUGCUCUAAACACGUUAAAUCUGGGUUGCACAUUGUUACCAUUUUUCUUUCCCAUCUUGUUCAAGGGAACUUGUGUUGAGGUAUAUCUCUGUAUAGUUAAAAUUUUGCACGAAAAAAAUCUAUAUUUGUAUUUGUGUAUGUAAUACAUAGUUCAUAAAGUAUCUAGGUAUUAUGUAAUUGCAAUGAAAAUCCAUGAAUUGAAUUCA
Benincasa hispida (wax gourd) is the source of this 2442-nucleotide messenger RNA. Its product is annotated as Pentatricopeptide repeat (PPR-like) superfamily protein. NCBI's taxonomy places the organism in Eukaryota, Viridiplantae, Streptophyta, Magnoliopsida, Cucurbitales, Cucurbitaceae. Gene Ontology annotation, cellular component: mitochondrion. Gene Ontology annotation, molecular function: protein binding; mRNA binding. Gene Ontology annotation, biological process: mitochondrion organization; RNA processing. The record is from RefSeq and is a predicted model, not a curated record.